AUGAGCGAGACUCUCAUCACAACCUUGUCUAUGGAGAAUUAUCACCCGUCGACACUUUUGUCCAUGGAUUCAGGUGCUUUUACUCACGAGGAAUCAGAGAGGGAGACAAACCGGUCGCUCAUACUUUCGGGACCGCCUGAUAUCAAUCUCCCACUCUCAUCCGAAUCAAGCCCAUCUCUUCUUCUGUGGAACGAGCACUGUGACAUCUUAGACGUUGGACUCGGGCCUCAGCUAUAUGAGCCUGAGGCUGUUGUUCAUGUGCAUAAGGUUGCCAAGAAGUACAACAAGCGUGUUGAUAGUACAUGGGGCGCUUGGCUUUUCUUUAGUUUCUACUUCAAGCCUGUUUUGGAUGACAAGUCCAAAAACAAGUUGAUGAGGGACAGCAAUGGCUUGUCCGGGUAUGAUAAAUCUGACUUGCAGCUUGACUCCUUCUUGGUUCAGCAUGAUAUGGAGAAUAUGUACAUGUGGGUGUUCAAGGAAAAGCCUGAGAAUGCUCUUGGCAAGAUGCAGCUAAGGAGUUACAUGAACGGGCACUCACGUGAGGGUGAGCGUCCUUUCCCUUUCAGUGUGGAGAAAGGCUUUGUCCGCUCUCAUAGGAUGCAGAGGAAACAUUACCGUGGUCUCUCUAACCCACAGUGCCUCCAUGGGAUCGAAGUUGUUCAAGCACCCAACCUCUCUGUACUUAACGAUGAUGAAAAGAAGAAGUGGACGGAACUCACUGGUCGUGAUGUGAACUUUGCUAUUCCGCCAGAGGCAAGUGAUUAUGGUUCAUGGAGGAAUCUCCCAACCGCGGAAUUUGAGUCUGAGCGGCCUCUUACUCAGGCGAAAGCUAACGGGCACACCAACCUUAAAAAGCUGAACGGAACAUGUCUGAAUCUGUCUACACAUUCACCGGAGCACGUAGUUGACCCAGUGGAAGCUCAGCUAGCUGGUAACGGUAAACGCAAAAGGGAUUGUCUCGCUCUAGGAAACUGCGAUGACUCUAGCUCAAGUGAGAAAUCUCUGGACAUGAAGAUCAACGCAACAGAGCUGCCAUGGUCGAAUGAUUUCACCGGGGUGAUGAAGAAUGUGUAUGGACCAGUGACAGCCGCGAAAACGAUAUAUGAAGAUGACAAAGGGUUUUUGAUUGUGAUGAGCCUGCCGUUGGUUGAUCCGGGAAGGGUGAAAGUGACAUGGAGGAAUACACCAACACAUGGAAUUGUGAAGAUAUCGUGUACAAGUACAGCAUGUGAGCCAUUCAUCAAGAGACAUGAUAGGACUUUUAAGCUAACAGAUCCGUCACCAGAGCAUUGCCCACCAGGGGAGUUCGUCCGGGAAGUCUCCCUGCCAAACCAGAUUCCAGACGACGCCAAGCUCGAAGCUUACCGGGACGAAACCGGAACUACACUAGAGGUUUUAGUGCCUAAACACCGAAUGGGACCAGAGGAGCAUGAGGUUCGCGUCUGUCUCCGUCCGUUCGUACUAGAGUGA
Microthlaspi erraticum is the source of this 1470-nucleotide messenger RNA. Lineage: Eukaryota; Viridiplantae; Streptophyta; Magnoliopsida; Brassicales; Brassicaceae. The record is from the annotation of a GenBank genome assembly.